Messenger RNA from Lathyrus oleraceus (garden pea), 924 nucleotides. RefSeq lists its product as uncharacterized. Bases 1 to 924 code for a protein of 307 amino acids. NCBI's taxonomy places the organism in Eukaryota, Viridiplantae, Streptophyta, Magnoliopsida, Fabales, Fabaceae. The record is from RefSeq and is a predicted model, not a curated record. The transcript is spliced from 2 exons.
AUGUUGGAAGAAUUCGAGCAUCUUGUUAGGACUCCCAUGAAGAACAAGCCAUUGUUUGAAGGGCUGAACGAAUCUCUACAACCCAAAGUCAUUGCUAAAGCACUUCACAUGGACAAGAGAGAAGUUGAGGCUAACCUAGAGGCCAAGGGGAAUACUAAAGAGUUCUCACUAAGUUUUCUUUUGGAAAGAGCUUAUACCUUAUUGAAAGUGGAAAGUUGGGACGCCUGUUACUCUGCUAUUGCUUUGGCUAUCUAUGGCAUCAUCCUAUUCCCAAAUAUGGAUGGUUUUAUAUACAUGGUUGCUAUUCGCGUUUUCCUCACUGAAAAUCUAGUGCCUACCUUGUUAGCUGAUUGGUUCCUAGAAAAUCUUCUAAAGAUAGGUGUUUUUGUAGAACAGACAGACGCUAGUUGGCCUCAGAGGUUGGGAUCGCUCCGAUCCGAAGAUCUUUCCUGGUAUUCCAAGGAAUAUAUUGGCAUGGACAUUAUAUUCAGCUGUGGGGACUUUCCCAAUUUACCACUCAUCGAAACUCAAGGGUGUGUCAAUUCUAACCCGAUUUUAUCACUAAGACAACUUGGGUACCCAAUGGAAGGUCCUCCAGAUGUGAGCUCUUUAGAAGCCUUCUUGUUGCUUGACUUGGGAGUUGAGAAUCCUAGCCUAUUCCAAAGGAUCAGAGAGGCUUGGAAAAAGGUCAAUCGAAAAGGAAAAGUUGAUUUAGAGAGAGUUAAUGGGAUUACUAAAGAACCGUAUUUUCAUUGGAUAACGGAAAGGGUGGAGGCGAUCAGAACGCCAUUCGUCACUUGGAUACCUGUACCUCUUUCUGAACCUAAACUCACCCAUAUCCCUAUUGAAGAGGUUGAUGAACUCAAGGCCACCAUGGCAAAAAUAGAAAGAGAAAAUGAAGAGUUGAAGUUAAAACUCCAAUAA